UAUGUAACGCUCAAAAAUUCAGAUUCCAGCUGUUAUUUCUCUGGGCACUCCAUGAUCUCUCGAGACCAAGAGAAAAGUAGAGUGAACAGUACGCAGUGAUUCGUCUGGCGGAGACUCAGAGAGGUACUCUUUUCUUGAAAAUUAUCCUUUUUCUUUUGGAACUGAUAUCGAAUUUAACAAGCAGUUCUUUGAUUCAUGAUCUGAUUUCUAGCAUCCUUCAUUGCUUAAAUUCAGUUCCAGAUUUGAUAGUCGUUGAUAUGAUUUGGGUCAUUCGCAAUUUCAGCAUAACUGAGUUCUUAAGUAAAGAAGAGCCGAAAACUUUAGUAAUAUGAGAAUGGAACCCAAAUCUCCUUCCAAACAUAAGUUCUCUAUCAAUGCAUUUACUCAACAUAAAGGGGUCUUGAAAGUUUGUAUUUUUCUUUUAGUUGUAGUGUUGUUUUUUGUUGGGUGUUAUUUUGUGUUUAAACCAAGUGGUAACAUUCUAAGUAGAUCGUACUAUACUGUUGUUGUGGACUGUGGAAGCACUGGAACACGAGUAAAUGUUUAUGAGUGGAGAAUAAAAUAUGUAGAAAGUGAGAACCUUCCUAUUCUGAUGCAUUCAUAUCCAGAUAACUCGACCAAGGGAUCAAUUGGGAGAAGUUCUUGUCAGUACCACUGUCUGCAGACUGAGCCUGGUUUGGAUAAGUUUGUUGGUAAUGCUUCAGGUGUGAGAGCAUCUUUGGAAUCAUUAAUUUUAUGGGCAGAAAGGUUGGUACCCCUUGAGAGACAUGGUGAUACUCCUAUAUUUGUUUUAGCUACCGCUGGACUAAGGAGGUUGGCUGAUGAGGAUGCCAGGUUGGUCUUGGAUGAUGUUGAGGCUGUUCUAAAGGAACAGUCAUUUUUGUAUAAGAAAAGCUGGAUAAAGGUUUUGAGUGGGAAAGAGGAAGCUUACUAUGGGUGGGUUGCCUUGAACUAUAAAUUGGGGACCCUUGCAAAUUCCUCAAGGACUUCCACCUCCGGACUUCUUGAUCUUGGAGGUUCAUCAUUGCAGGUAGUGAUGGAACAUGAUGUGAUAGGUGAUGGUAAACACUUAAUAAGAUCUGAGAUUGGCUUGAUUGAACAUCGAAUAUUAGCAUAUUCUCUGCCAGCAUUUGGUUUGAACGAGGCAUUUGAUAGGACAGUUGCCAUUCUCAGCCAAUUAAAGACACCCAAAGAAGGUACCAGUGACAGAGUUGAAAUCAAGCAUCCAUGUCUCAAAUCUGAUUUUGUGCAAAAUUAUACUUGCUAUGCUUGUGCUCAACAAAAUAUCAGUGAUCAGGAAAUUUUUAGUGGUCAAAUUCAGAGAACAAAUCCCGCAUCCAUCUAUCUGGUUGGGGACCCGAAUUGGGAGCAAUGUCGGGGGCUUGCAAGGGUUGUUGCCAUCAAUUCAAGCAAAUUAGAGUGGUCACACCCGAUAAUUGGUAAAAACUGUAAAGCAGGCUUGUCAUAUUCUAGCGGCAGAAAUAUACUUAAUGUGACAUCCAUUGCCCAUCCAACUGGGCACUUUCAUGCUUUAUCAGGAUUUUUUGUUGUCUACAACAAAUUAAAUUUGAGUUCAAGAGCCAAUUUGACAAAAGUCUGGGAGAAAGGAAAGCAAUUAUGUUCAAGAUCAUGGACUGACUUGAGUUAUAAUACCAAAAACCAAAACUAUGCUGCACAGCAUUGUUUCCAGGUACCUUAUAUGGCAUCACUUAUUGAGGAAGCUCUGUGCCUUGGUGAGGCAGAGAUUAUAUUUGGUCCCGGGGACCUCUCUUGGACCUUAGGUGCGGCAUUGAUCGAAGGGAGAUAUUUGUGGCGAAGCAUUAUUGAAGCUCAGACCAGUUUUUCAAUUUUAAAGCAUGCAGAAGUGUUGUCCUCUCCCAUUUAUCUUUUUCUUUUCCUUCUCAUUCUUCUAUCUGUUGUAUAUUGUAGUCAGAUCAAGAUCCCCAUGCCAGGCCAAAAGGCUCCCAAUGUUGGGGUAUCUUUGCCUUCUUAUGUUCACCCAAAACGCCGGCCUAACUAGGAUUUAGUGAGUAUAUUAAGUGUUUUACAAUAACAACUUAAUUCAUUCAUUCUUUUAGGUCACACUAUAUAUUUGAUUUAAGUUUGGACUGUAUUGUAUGGCUUUUGAGUUGCAAGAAUGCAUGCAUAAUGUUGCUUCUUUGCUUUU
Mangifera indica (mango) is the source of this 2167-nucleotide messenger RNA. Its product is annotated as probable apyrase 7. The transcript has 2 exons. Gene Ontology annotation, cellular component: membrane. The coding region runs from base 329 to 2020 and encodes 563 amino acids. The record is from RefSeq and is a predicted model, not a curated record. Gene Ontology annotation, molecular function: nucleoside diphosphate phosphatase activity. Gene Ontology annotation, biological process: nucleoside diphosphate catabolic process. NCBI's taxonomy places the organism in Eukaryota, Viridiplantae, Streptophyta, Magnoliopsida, Sapindales, Anacardiaceae.